AUGUGUCGUUUUUUAAUUUUCAAAGGAACUGAGCCUAUUAAACUUUCCCAUCUUUUAACGAGACCUGCUCAUUCUAUUAUUAACCAAUCCUUUGAUUCUAGAUUAAGACUAGACAGAAGAAGACCAAUUAAUGGUGAUGGAUUUGGUGUCGGUUACUACUCUCUUGAUCCUGAUUUAUAUGACCAACCUUGUUUAUUUCGUGCCAUUACUCCUGCCUGGAACAAUCAAAAUUUAGAGACCUUGGCUGAAAGAACUAAAUCAAACUUGGUUUUUGCUCAUGUUAGAGCGUCUACUUAUGGGGUCUUGAGUGAAACCAAUUGCCAUCCAUUUGUUUUGAAUUCCUUGAUGUUUAUGCACAAUGGUGGUAUUUCAAAUUUUAAUAAAAUCAAAAGAAGAAUUUUAGCGCAUUUGAAAGACGAGUAUUUUCUCUUUAUCCAAGGUUCAACUGAUUCGGAAGUUUGUUUUGCUUUAUUUUUAGACACUUUAGAUAAAAUGGGAUAUGAUCCCCAUAAAAUAUUUGGAAAUUUUGGUCAUGAUGUUCUAAGAACUUGUUUAUUGAAAACAAUUGAAUAUAUUAAUAAAUGGUUAAAAGAGAUUUCAAAUGAUAUAGAUUUCAAUCCCGAGCCUUCUUUAUUAAAUUUUGCUGUAACUGAUUCAUCUUCAGUGGUUAUAUCCAGAUAUAUAACUUCAAAGACUCAAGAAGCUGCUUCAUUGCAUUUUUCCUGCGGAUCAGCAUUUGUUGAAUAUGAACCAGGUCAAUAUAAGAUGGAAAGAUUGGAUAGAAGACAAGAUAUUAUCAUGGUUGCUUCAGAACCCUUAACAUUUGAGAGAGGUGAUUGGAUUACUGUUCCAACUAAUACAACCUUAACAAUCAAGGGUCAAACAGUUCUUUUACAUCCAAUUAUCGACGAAUAUUAUCAAAGAGAUCCAUUAUUUGAAAGAAGUAGCGACUUUGCCGAAAGUAAAGGUUUAAUGGGCAGUGUCCCAUUAAGUGAUAAUACAAACUCUGAGGUUCCUCCACUAGAAAGAGAAGGCAGAUCAAGAAAUAUUCAAACCCCAGUUUUUACUUGCGGUUGA
Messenger RNA from Ascoidea rubescens DSM 1968, 1077 nucleotides. It is a transcript of the gene DUG3, whose product is annotated as glutamine amidotransferase subunit DUG3. The record is from RefSeq and is a predicted model, not a curated record. The transcript has a single exon. Lineage: Eukaryota; Fungi; Ascomycota; Saccharomycetes; Ascoideales; Ascoideaceae. The coding region runs from base 1 to 1077 and encodes 358 amino acids.